CAACUAUAAAAUAAAAACAAAAUUAAUUUGAUUUUCGUUUUAAAACCGGCAAAAUCUUUAACUCAAAAAAAUGAAUAUUUCCAAUUUAAACAAUCACAAUGCAAUUCACGUCGAAGUGAAACUUAAACCUGGGAAUACUCGAAUAGAAGCAAUUGAAAGUCAGUUAAGGAGCGAGCUGGAUUUUAUUUUUGAAAACAACAAGAAUUUCAAUUUGUCUGGUGGCGAAGUACCUUUGAAUGAACGAAGUGGACCAACUAUCCAAACGCACGUAGAAAGUAUAUGGAUCGAUGAAAAUAGUUCUCCCAGGGUCGAUUCUGCACUAAAAUAUCACAUCUACCGACCUCACCAACGGAAUGUCGAAGUCGAAAUGUUCCAGGGUGACCAAGAAGGGGACAGCGAAGAAGUUCCUGCUUCCAAUCACUGGCUCCUACCUUCGCAUUCAUUCGUUGGUCUGUGGGAGAACCUCAUCUAUGAGGAGAACCUUAAAGAAAAUCUUUUGAAGUUCGCAGAAUCCUCAUUGGUUUUCUCUGCUCACAAUGUAAACCAGAAUGUCAUAUGUUGUAAUAGGAUUGUCUUGCUGCAUGGACCUCCAGGCACAGGCAAAACAAGUUUAUGCAAAGCCAUCGCCCAGAAACUCUCCAUCCGCAUGCUCUCAACGUACAAAUUCACUCAUUUGAUAGAGAUCAACAGCCACAGUCUGUUCUCCAAGUGGUUUUCGGAAAGUGGCAAACUUGUAAUGAAACUGUUUACAAAAGUUAGAGAAAUUAUCGCCCAGCCAAAAUCCCUAGUUUGCGUUCUUAUCGAUGAAGUAGAAUCAAUAGCCUAUGCAAGAGAAUCAAUGUCUGGUCAGGAGCCUAAGGAUGCCAUGCGUGUUGUAAAUGCUCUACUAACCCAGCUCGAUAGCAUCAAAGAAUCUCCAAAUGUAUUGAUCUUAGCCACAUCUAAUUUAGCUUCCAACAUUGAUCUAGCCUUCCUUGAUCGCGCUGAUAUAAAACAGCACAUCGGGCUGCCAUCUGUCAGGGCGAUCUAUCAAAUUUACAUUUCCAUGUUGCGAGAAUUGAUGAGAGUCGGAAUGAUCAAGACUGAAUACAUCCCACAAUACAAUGACGACAACUGCAACGAUGAUUUGCUUUGCCUGGCGAAACGAAGUGUCGGAGUUAGUGGAAGGACUUUGAGGAAGCUCCCAUUUCUGGCACAUGCCAUUUUCAUGCACAACGUCAACGAUUCUAUCGACUUGGAAAGAUUUAUUCAAGCCAUGAAAUUAGCUCUGGAGAAGCAUUUGGAGGACCAAAGGCUUUUGCAAGACAAAGCUAAUUGAGGCAAUACUCACAUCCAUUUUUUACAUUUAUUGUUUAUUGCUUAUAAGAUAAAAUACGAUCAAAACUA
This is a messenger RNA of Eupeodes corollae, 1386 nucleotides long. RefSeq names its product pachytene checkpoint protein 2 homolog (gene pch2). Gene Ontology annotation, biological process: reciprocal meiotic recombination; meiotic recombination checkpoint signaling. Lineage: Eukaryota; Metazoa; Arthropoda; Insecta; Diptera; Syrphidae. Gene Ontology annotation, molecular function: ATP binding; ATP hydrolysis activity. Gene Ontology annotation, cellular component: chromosome; nucleus. Bases 71 to 1318 code for a protein of 415 amino acids. The transcript is spliced from 7 exons. The record is from RefSeq and is a predicted model, not a curated record.